Molecule: messenger RNA, 1188 nt
Organism: Drosophila sulfurigaster albostrigata
Lineage: Eukaryota; Metazoa; Arthropoda; Insecta; Diptera; Drosophilidae
Gene: PIG-C
Product: phosphatidylinositol N-acetylglucosaminyltransferase subunit C
Exons: 1
Coding region: 70-930 (286 amino acids)
Biological process (GO): GPI anchor biosynthetic process
Cellular component (GO): membrane; glycosylphosphatidylinositol-N-acetylglucosaminyltransferase (GPI-GnT) complex
Source: RefSeq, a predicted model, not a curated record
AUUUAGUGACAGCUGUUCGGAUGUAAACAAACGAUUGUGACAUUCAAUGUUUCUGAUAUUGAUUGAAAAAUGGCGAAAACCCCGCAAGGCAAGCGAAAACCUUGGGUGAAAAACCUCUAUUCGAAUCGCGAGUAUCCGGACAACUAUACGGAUGUGAGUUUCCUCAAGGACCUGCAAACAAAUCUGCAUGUACGGCGUUACACAUUGCGCGAGGCUCUCGGCGGCAUCACUGUGCUAAACAAUCAAAUUUCCUGCAUUACCGGCUUUCUGAUACUCUACCAUGUGAUGCUCAGCGAUCGGAUAGCACCCACCAGUAUAUUGGUGCCGACAUGCAUUAUCACAGCUAUUGGUUAUUUGUAUUAUCGUGGCAGCAGUCUCACCAUGAUAAUGCUGGGCGAGGACUCCAAAACUUUAGUCACAGUGCUGCUCUUUGGCUACAUUUUCUCACCCAUGCUGCACACACUGACGCAGGCCAUCAGUACGGACACCAUAUAUACAACAACGUUCUUUGUGAUGCUCUUCAAUUUGAUGUUUACGGACUACGGACUGGAUGUUGCCAUGGUAUCCAAAGCGAUCUCAUUGAAUGCGGCCAUAUUUGGUGCCAUCUGCUUGGCCUCAAGACUGUCAACUUCUUAUCACGCCUUUGUGCUUCUCGUCGAGGCAGCGAUCUUCUUUGUGCUGUAUCCCAUUAUGACAGCGGCCAGAUGGCAUCCCUACUGCAUGGUGCCCAUCUUUGUGAUCUGCUGUGGCGCACUCUACUUUCUGUCGCGUCCCGUGCUCUAUUUGUAUGCGUGCACCACACUCUUCAUCAACUUUGCAUGUCCCUUGAUAUUUGUGAGGCAGCAGCACUACAAGUUCAACAUCCACGGACCGUGGGACGAGGCAAUCGUUGAAGAGAACACCGAAGAGAAUCUCGAUGAGAACUUAUAGCGCCAGCUUCGCUUCUCGGAGAUGCAACACAUCGAUGAUGGGGAGCAAGAGCUAGACUAUUAAAUUGCAACAACUUUGUUUUUUGUUUUCAUUUUAACCACAUUACACUUGUGUAAUAGAAACACAUUUUAUUCUGGAUGCCCACACUCCGAACUCGGCACAUUUUCAUUGUAAUUAUUAAAAAAAAAUAUAUUUAUAUAGAUUUGUAUAUAGCUAAGUAUAAUUCUGUAAAUAAAACAAAUGUCGAAAUGCAAUUUA